Molecule: messenger RNA, 4818 nt
Organism: Fusarium falciforme
Lineage: Eukaryota; Fungi; Ascomycota; Sordariomycetes; Hypocreales; Nectriaceae
Product: Cytochrome b5 heme-binding domain-containing protein
Exons: 5
Coding region: 1-4818 (1605 amino acids)
Cellular component (GO): cytosol
Molecular function (GO): heme binding; metal ion binding; flavin adenine dinucleotide binding
Source: RefSeq, a predicted model, not a curated record
AUGUCGCUCGCAUCUUGCCCCGUUUCUGGCUCUGCAGGCGGACAAUGUCCCGUCAGCGGAACCUCACGCGCAGGUCAAAUGCGUCGCGGAUGCGCAUUCUCUGGCAUGGCCCAGCCUGGGGACAUCCACGCCGCAUUUGAUAUUCCCCGUGGUGUUGAUGCUGAAGAUUGGCUUCGCACAAGAGAGCAAAAGUCAAUCAACGAACUCCUCUACACCAGCUACCCAUCCCGAAAAGAAGUCGACGGGGUCAAGACCCAGCAGGAACUCGACAACAUGAACGCCGACGACCACCAUCUUCUCGCUGUUGCCCUUGGAGCCCCAGCACGGCAAGUAAUGCGACGUGCAGAGGAGAUUGGUCCUCAGACUGGAUGGCGCGAUGGAUAUCUCAGCGUCGAACACGGCUUCUGUCCUCCUGACUACGAGGAACCCGUUAGUGCUCUUGCGAGGUCGCCAGGAAGGAUAUGGUCGGAUCUGUGCGAGCGCAUGCCGGGAUGUUGUGCUCGAGGAAGAGUGAGGGAGGCGGUUGCUGCGUUGCCCCUAGUCGAGGGUACCGAGGAGUUUAUUCCUGACCAAGCUCUUUGGGCUGCGGUUGUGGCCCUCGGUAUGCUCUGCUCCAUCUACCGAUUCGAAGACAAGCAUGACGGAAAAGAUGGAGUUGCAAUUCAAACCAGCACAUCAACCAGACCCCAAUGUCCCAUGGGCGAUGAUCUCUGCGAGGAACUUGUGGGUAUUCCUCUCUGCAUCGCUCUUCCAUACUUCCAGAUUUCUCGAAGGAUGGGCAGAAUCUUGCCCCAUCUCUCGUUUCCCGAUCAGGCUUCAUACAACCUCAAGAUUCGGGACCCCAAGUCCAACUAUCCGUAUCUUGCGAGAUUCGAGAACACGGACCUCAGAUGGCCAAUGUUUGGGGAGAGGGCCGAGGUGGCGUUUCUCAAGGGAUGCGCCGACACAUCUGCGUCGUUUCAACAUGGCCCAGAUGCGAUUGCCGCUUGUCAAGAGCACGUCAUGACCGGCAACGUCGAGGGCCUACUCCACGAGAUGAUCCGUCUCAAGGAGAUUCUUGAGCGGAUGCCCAACGCCUUUCACAGCAUCUCACCAAAUCCCAAUGCUGGAGACAACUACGUCUCUGCUGAUCGAUGGGUCAGAUGGGGACUCUUUUCCGCGCCCUUGUCGAGGCGAUGCCCAGCAGCAUCUGGUCUGCAGUUCCCUCCAUACCUGAUGAUGGAUGCAUUCUUGGGCCGAAAGACACACACCUCCUUCCUUGGCGUCGAGGCCGUCCAUCUCAGAGCAUGGCUCCCCUCCAACCACCGCGCCUUCAUAGCCGCCAUCCAAUACCACUACUCCAUCCCUGAGUUCGUCCAAAGAUCUGGCGACCCCCGCCUUAUGGGUGUCCUGGAAGGCAUCGUCGAAGCCUAUGCCGGCGAACGCGGCUUCAUGGGAGUCCACAGAUACAAAGUCUUUGGCAUCCUCGAAAUCGCAGGCAAAACAGGACGCACGGCGACAAACGGCCUUUCGGGGGCUGCUGAUGCAACGAGACCUUGGGAGGAGACGCAUCGACAGUUUUCGGAGGCUAUGAAAGAGAGACUUGAGCCUUUUCGGGGAAAGCUUGAUAUUGAGCCUCAUUCUAUGCGUGGCACUUUUCAGGAGUGUCGGUAUGUGGCCAAAGUGGCUGGUUGCUCUGCCAUCGACAAGGAUCCGAGCCGUUCAACCGCCCUGGUCACUCUUGAUAUCAGAGACACUGGUAUCACUUUUGCGCCUGGAGAUCGUGUCGCUGUGAUGCCUCUCAACAGCUGGGAGGAAUGUGCAAAGAUGGUGGCGGCACUUGGACUUGAUCAAUACCUCGAGAAGCCAGUCGACACUACCGGCAUGUGGUCGCGCUUCGAGCAACAUUUGUCUUCUGUGAAGAGAAGUGCCCACAGACAACUGACCGUCAUCGAUAUUCUUCGACGUGGUCACCUCGCUCCCAUCACCAAAGAGCUUGCUGUCAAGGUGCAUGAACUUCUGCAUGCCUCGUCCAACACGGUGCUGCAAGUUCUCGCGACUGAAGAGUGGCCUGUUGGUGGCUCCUUGGGCGACCUCCUCCAGAAAGCCAUCACAGAUACGCCGCCCCAAAUCUGGGACAAAGCCUUCAGUCUCGACAACCUGGACUGGCUGCCUGAGCUGGUGCAGCUCGAAGUUCCUCGCACCUACUCCAUUUCCAGCCACACCAACGAGUUGCUCCCAAACACAGUCGACUUGACCAUUUCUCGCGCUGAGUACAAGUUGUGCUCCAUGUUUUCUCAAGGACAGCACAUUAAUCGGGCUGGUGUGUCGAGCGGCUUCUUCAAUCCUCACCCGUCAUCAGCUGAGAGUUCGAUCUUGUCAGACGAUGUCUUGCUUGGUGUCUCUAGGCCGGUUGCCUUCCAGCUACCCAUCGAUCACAUGGCUCCCUGCGCAUUCUUCGCCGGAGGCAGCGGUAUCGCACCCUUCCGAAGUUUCUGGCAGCACAGGCUUCAAACAUCAGGGUUGUCCGGAGGCCGCAAUCUGCUGUACCUCGGAGUUCAAUCUCGUGAGAGAUUCUGCUACGAGAGUGAGCUUCGGAAGUUGGUCAACAUGGGAUUUAUGGAGGUACAUCUUGCCUUUUCGCGUGAUCCCCGUGGUCUGGCAUAUGACGAUGUACUUCAGGAUCUCGUUGAAAAGGAGACACCGCCUCGUUACAUUGACUCCUUGAUCAUCGAACAGGGAGCCACGGUUUGCGAUAUGGUCAUGUCUAAGAAGCAAGGCGGCCUUGGAGGUUACCUCUACGUCUGUGGCUCAGUUUCGGUGUUUGACUCCGUCAUGAGCGGCAUUCGCAAGGCCAUGUACACGUACCGCACAGCAACUAUGGAAACAGUGGACCUCAUCAUCAACAAGGCCUUUGCAGAGCGUCGCUUCAUGCUGGACGUCUUUAUGUCACCCAAGGCCCUUCCCUGCAACCUUCCCACCAUCUCUCUCUCCAACCUUGCUCUUCACACCGGCCAUCGCCCAGGAUCUCGGAUGUGGAUUGCUGUGCAUGGAAGCGUCUACGAUGUCACCGACUUCUGUCCUAUGCACCCCGGAGGAACUCUCAUCAUCAAGUCUAAUGCCGGUGUUGACUGCACCAAGUCGUUCGACAAUCUCGCGCACACCAACAACCCUGAGGUAUCGAGUCUUCUGACAAGGUACUUUAUCGGUCACUUGUCUCCCAAGCCCGAUUAUCACGGAGACACGGAGCUGUCGACCCUCCAUGAUCUUUGGUCAGCUUACCUACGAGUGACCGUCGAGACCCUCGUGGCCCAUCAAUUCGAGAUGCACGAGAUUAUGGGGGCUUCUAUCGACUCGCCAUCUGCCCACGACCCCAACGGAAUCACCAACAUCUGGCUUCGCGAAGGUCUCCCCAACAUCAUUGCUCUCCGGACCUUUUACGGCUACCAAAGCCGCCUCUUGCAGGGCGGCUUCGCAGCUCUCUUCGGCCCCAAGCUGGAAGAGCUAGUCCUCCGCCUCUCUUUCAGCUUUGCCAGUGCCGGCGGACCAGGAGCGGCAUAUAAGUUACCCGAUAUUCUUGGAACAAUUGCCCGAGCCAAGACAAGUCAAGACGCAGCUCACAGCACGAAAGAGAUCAGCGCACUAGGAGACUUCAUCUGUGAUCCCAGUUCUGAGUUGCGUUUCCAGGAGCGGGGAGUCUUUUCCUACGCCACAAAGAGCGUACAACUUGACAUUGAGCUUUUGGAGAAUCUCCGACAAGAAGCUUGUAACGGGAUGGAUGCUUUUGAGAGCAUUGCUUCGGUCCUUGACUCGCCUGGCAAGUUUGAUGCUGAUUCCACUCCUAUCGCUGCUUUGUCUGCCUUCCUCCUGCAGACUCUUGAGAGAAUGGCGCAUCGCUUGUCCAUGUUCUAUGCCCAGUUGGCUCGUCUCUCAGUUUAUCAGCCUGAGCUGGAGCAUAACCCUGCACGCACCCGAUGGGCUUCUGUUCGACGAUGCAUCCGCGAUGGCACCUUUUUCGUGCUCACCCAAGCGGUCGACACUGAGGCUUUGAUGGACGGACAGUCAAACUCGUACUACAUGUCUGGAAAGUCGCGACAGAAGACUCACUUUGAGAGUAUUCUAUCACAAGUCAACGAGCGCAUUACUUCAUCUUCUGCAGAGGAACCUUCGAAGACAGUGCAGCCGACUUCAGUCAACGCGAUUCAUCACGAGAGGGGCAGGACCGUUACCAAAGAUACCACCGUCGCCUCAGCUGCAUCUCGUCUGAAUGUCGGAGCGAUCGAGAGUAUGGAAAGCUUCAUGAAGAAGAACAAGACCGAAAUCCGGCGUCUGAGCACCAUGCCAAGUCCCUUCCAGUUGGAGCAUCUUCAGAAGGCACUCUCUUCGAUGAACCCAAACGCUCUGGUUCCCAGCCACGGGGUGUCCGUGGGUAAGAUGCCUGGAUACGAUAGUGUCAUGUCGUUGGCCUCGCGGACAACUGGCUCCUCCAGAAAGAGCUCGUUCAGUGCAGCUUCCAGCGCAGGUUCUCUAACUCCAUAUCCCACAAUGCAAGGUCCUCCAACACCGCCCAGUGAUGCGAACAUGGCCUUACAAAUGAAACUCGUGGGACUGAACAGAAGACAGCGCACUCAGUCCACGACGUCCAUGCAUAACUUUCCGUCAGCCUCUGAGGUGAGGGAUUCGAGGAGGAAUAGGUCUGUCUCGGGCACUAGGAAUGCGUCGAGAGGACGGUCUUUGGACCACGGGCACGGGAGGGAACAAUCGGCUAGUAGGUUGUUGGCGUUCAAGUUGGGUGCUUUGUCUGAGCAAAAACGAUCAAUGACAGCCCCGACAUUUUAG